GGGAGAUCGUUCUUCUCAUUGUAAUCUCCGAUUGGCUCAUUGAAGAUUCAAACCCCACUACAGUUAUUUUAAAAAUAAUAAUUGGUUAAAUCAAAAGGCACCAUACCCUACUAAGAAAAAAAAUUAGAUAUACGAAUUUGUCUAAUUUUGUUCUUUAAAACUUCAAAUUUGAGGGUUUAUUUUAACGGUUUCGUAUGGUACUGAUGCUUUUAGAAUGGAGCAUUCGGAUGAUCUUUGCAACAUAGGAGAUGGAAGAGGUAAUAACGGUGCUUCCUGUGCUCCGUCAACUUCGACGGCGGCGAGCUCUGCCUACAAGUUAUUCGGCCGUCAAACCUCUUUCCACCAGAUGAUGGGCGGCGGUAAAGCUGCUGACGUUAUAUUGUGGAGGCGGAGGCGUGUGUCUUUUGGCAUAAUAGUUGCUGCUACAGUCGCAUGGCUCAUCUUUGAGUAUUCAGAGUUACCUUUCUUAUCAGUUUCAUCUGAUGUUUUACUGAUUCUGAUCGUUCUGCUCUUUCUCCGUGCGAACUAUGCCGCCUGCAGGAAGAAACAACUCCCAGCAUUACCAGAACUAGUCUUGUCAGAAGAAAUGGUUAAUAAUGCUGCAGCAUCAUUUCGGGUCAAAAUUAAUUAUAUGCUUCUCAUGGCUCAUGAUAUCACUCUUGGCAAAGAUUUCAAACUCUUCUUCAAGGUAGUUAUUAUUCUCUGGCUUCUAUCUGUCAUAGGAAGCGUAAUAUCUUUCUUCACACUUGCAUAUAUUGGAACAAUUAUAUUCAUUACUGUGCCUGCCUUGUAUAAUAAAUUUGAAGACCACGUGGAUAGAUAUGCUGGGAAGAUCCACAGGCAAUUUUCAAGGCACUACAAAAUAGUGGAUGGGAGCAUUAGCAGGCUCCCCCGUAGUAUAGCCAAAGACAAAGAACUAUAAAAUCUUGUAGCAUGAUUGAUUUUGAUGAGAAAAAAAACUUAGUUUGCUUUUUUUUUUUUGGUCAAUGAAUAAGCUGGAACUCGCAAUGUUGCAUCAUUCUGGUUAGUCUAUCUUGAUUCUCCUUUUCCCAUAGAAUGAGGGUUACUCAUGAAAUCAUUCAUGUUUCCAAGCUUGAAGUUGGGAUUUUCUGAAACAAGAUAACAAAUGGCAACUGUCACGACUAA
This is a messenger RNA of Lycium ferocissimum, 1146 nucleotides long. Its product is annotated as reticulon-like protein B16. Bases 215 to 922 code for a protein of 235 amino acids. The transcript is spliced from 5 exons. Lineage: Eukaryota; Viridiplantae; Streptophyta; Magnoliopsida; Solanales; Solanaceae. The record is from RefSeq and is a predicted model, not a curated record.